Messenger RNA from Musca vetustissima, 932 nucleotides. RefSeq names its product methionine aminopeptidase 1D, mitochondrial. Gene Ontology annotation, biological process: proteolysis. Gene Ontology annotation, molecular function: metalloaminopeptidase activity. Bases 39 to 932 code for a protein of 297 amino acids. NCBI's taxonomy places the organism in Eukaryota, Metazoa, Arthropoda, Insecta, Diptera, Muscidae. The record is from RefSeq and is a predicted model, not a curated record. The transcript has a single exon.
UGAGAAAUAAAGUUAUCCAGUAUUCCGUUAGGAAUUUUAUGCAAAGGUUCAGUAAAAACAAACCCAACUUUGGCACAUGCAAUGCAGUGGAAAUUGGAAAUGUCUCCGAGGAGAGAAAUGUACCGGAUCACAUCCCGAAACCCGACUACUAUUAUAAACCAAUGCCGCCCGGCUUUACAUUGGGCGAACCAGAAAUUAAGAACGAACAACAAAUUGAAUGUAUGCGGAAUAGUUGUAAAUUGGCGGCCCAAGUUUUAAAAUCGUGUACUGACAUUAUCCGAGUUGGUGUCACUACCGAUGAAAUUGACAACUUUGUUCACAAUCGUAUUAUCUCGGCCAAUGCAUACCCGUCGCCGUUACGUUAUGCUGGUUUUCCAAAAUCCACCUGCACUUCGGUAAAUAAUGUGGCCUGUCAUGGCAUACCGGACGAUCGCCCCCUCCAAGAUGGUGAUAUUAUAAAUGUGGAUAUUACCGUCUUCCUUAAUGGUUAUCAUGGUGAUUGUUCGAAAACAUUUAUGGUCGGAGAUGUCGAUGAACGAGGACGUUAUUUGGUGGAGAAAACUGAGGAGUGUUUAAAUGGAUGCAUUCAAUUGUGCCGACCAGAGGUGGAAUUUAAAGCUAUCGGUAGUUUUAUAGCCCGAUUUUGCAAACAAACUGGACUCAAUACAAUACCGGCAUUUAUCGGCCAUGGUAUUGGUAGUUAUUUUCAUGGACCACCUGAAAUACUUCAUUUUAAGAAUAAUGUUCCGGGUGUAAUGAAAUCCGGCAUGACCUUUACAAUUGAACCUAUUUUGACAUUGGGUGGUCCCGAUAUUGAAAUACAGGAAGAUGGCUGGACGGCCAUGAGUGUUGAUGGUGCAAGAAGUGCACAAUUUGAACAUACAAUUUUAGUGACUGACGAUGGCUGUGAAGUUUUAACAAAAGCUGAUUAG